GAACGCGUUCGAACACAGCCCUUGUGUAGAGGUUGUUGUUGUUUACAACUGGAGAAUAACGCGGGUAAUCUGUAGAGUAACACUGUAGAGUCAACAACAACAGCUCUGUAGAGUCAAGAGUCGUCCUCGCCUCUCAACCAACAUCUUCUGUAGAGGAAAGUCUACAGAGGGAUGCGGCUCUUCUCUAUAAGAGAGUAAGAAGACGAACUGCUCUAUACUGAGGAGGUUUAGAGGGAAACAGCUCUGUGGCUCACGACUACUGUGGAGGUUGCCAUCACUCACAGAAAAACAGAAUGUCUCGCGUUCUAAUUGAGGUGUUGCCAAAUAUUCAGGCAUGUAAUAUGUACAUCACACUGCCUCCAGACACCACUUGCCAGAAAAUACUUGUUGAUAAAUCUGAAUGUUCAGUUGAACUUCAAGAUGGCAACAUAGUUUGUCUGAAGAUACCAAGAGGGACAUAUUUAGUACCAAAUUCAGUUACAGGAAUUACUCAAGUGUCAAACAUUAUCACAGCUCGUGCACAAAUUAGUGAGAUGACGUCACUUAUUACUGCACUCGGUGGUAAUAUUUUAAAUGAUGGGGAUACGAAGUUCUUGGAUACAGAACUAAAUACUUCUCUUUCAGGCUCGUUGGUAUCAGCUCGGUGCAAGAAGUGUCUAACCUAUGUGUUCAGUAAUGUAAAGUUUAGAAGAGUGAUGCCCCUGCCAUCAGUCGAUUGGGACCACUCAUCUGAGGAUUGGUUCUGCCAUCUUCAUGCUGAGCACGGAAACAAGCUCAAACCAACAUCACUUCAGCCUAACCCGGAUGAAUGCUUUUACACAGAAUUGUUUUUUCUUGUGCACAGUAACCUGUUGGAAUGUAUGAACGCCGAGUGUGAUGAUAGCAUUGUAAAAUGCUCCAAGUGUAGAGUACUCCUCGGUGAGAAGGCUAAUCUCUCGGUGAAGGUUUGGACACUAAGUCUUGAGUGGGUAACACAGCAAGAUGAAACCAUUUAUAAUAGAAAUUCAGCUGAAAUAUUAAUAUCCUUAUUUCACAAUAUUGAUAAGGAUAAUUUUGGGGUAAAUUGUCGAUUAGUGCUGCAAGCACAGACAAAUCCAAACAAAUAUUUAUACAUGGUGACAAUGAACAUGAACCAAAAAUUGCUGGUUUCAGAUAUUUCAGAGUUUGCCUCGUGUGAAACAAUGUUGCAAGAAUCAUAUGGAUAUAGAGAAGGAAUGCAUUGUAAUUCAUCAAAGAAAUUAUGUUUGGAAAAAAGAAAGGACAUCAGUUUAAAGAAAAUAUAUGCAAUCAAAUUACUGUACCUUGUGAAGAAAGGUGAAGACAGUCAGACAGGAGAAUGGGUAGAUGACAUCAAUGUACACAUUAUUCCCUGCAGCAUUUCGUUGCUUGAUGAAGUCAAAACAAUGUUAGAGAAAUCUACUUAUUUCUUACCUGAUAAUGUUAAAACCAUUGAAAAUAUGAACUUGGGUUAUAUUAUAAAAUAAAUGCAGUUUUGUAAGUAAAAGCUAUAA
Messenger RNA from Procambarus clarkii (red swamp crayfish), 1511 nucleotides. Its product is annotated as E3 ubiquitin-protein ligase E3D. Gene Ontology annotation, molecular function: ubiquitin conjugating enzyme binding; cyclin binding; ubiquitin protein ligase activity. Lineage: Eukaryota; Metazoa; Arthropoda; Malacostraca; Decapoda; Cambaridae. Gene Ontology annotation, cellular component: ubiquitin ligase complex; cytosol; nucleus. Gene Ontology annotation, biological process: protein autoubiquitination; protein polyubiquitination; protein monoubiquitination. The record is from RefSeq and is a predicted model, not a curated record.